AUGUCCUCCACUCUGACCGCUCUCUCCCUCUUCUUCUUCUUCUCCGCGUCCUUCUUCAUCUCCCCCUGCAAUGGAGUCUCUCAGCAGGCGAUCUCCACCGUCUGCUCGCAAACCCAGAGCGACGAGCUCUGCGCGUCCCUCCUGAACGGCGACCCCCGGACCGCCUCGGCCGACCUCCCUCUCUUCUCGCUCGUCUCCAUCGAGCUCGCCCGGAAGCAAGCCGAGCGGAACCUCGAGACCUUUGCCCGCUUCCGCGACAACACGACCGGCGACUCCCAGGCCCAGAAGGGGUACGCGAACUGCACGUCGCUGUACGGGAAGGUGGAGGCCGACCUGAGGCGGGCGCACGAGCUGUCGGAGGCGAAGCAGUACGAGGAGGUGAUCAAGGCCGGCCCCGGGUCCUCGCCGGCCUACGACUGCUUCAACGGGGUGAACUUCACGCUGGCCCUCGGCGAGAUCACGAGGGACAUGCUCAUCGCGCUGGAGACGUUCGCGAGCGUCGCCUCGUACGUCGCUCAGCAGAUCCGAUCGCGUCCGGCUUAG
Eucalyptus grandis is the source of this 543-nucleotide messenger RNA. RefSeq lists its product as uncharacterized. The coding region runs from base 1 to 543 and encodes 180 amino acids. NCBI's taxonomy places the organism in Eukaryota, Viridiplantae, Streptophyta, Magnoliopsida, Myrtales, Myrtaceae. Gene Ontology annotation, molecular function: enzyme inhibitor activity. The record is from RefSeq and is a predicted model, not a curated record. The transcript has a single exon.